UAUUGUCUAAGCGCUCUUAUCUCUUUGUGGCAAACUAGAUAAGAAAUUUAAUGCGCAUAUCAUUGUUUGCUGACCAGUGCGAAGCAAAGUUACCAUAUUUCAUCAUUGAACUAAUUCUUGAGACAUUUUCUUGAGAUGCGUCUACGUACCAGGAUAGUUAUACAAAUCAUAGUGUUAUGCUGUGGAAUAAGUCAAGGUGCUAGCGGACUGCUAUGCUAUUCGUGUAGUAACAUAAACUCGAGUGAGGAUUGCAUGAAUGUCAUUGAAUGUACUGGAAGAGAGGAGUGUUUCACGAGGGCAGAUGCAUUUAUAAAUGGCAGUGUCCAGUAUACUGUAGGAUGUACAUACGACAUGGUGCCGACUGUGGUAAAAGGAAAGACAUUUUGUUCCCAAGUGUGUGGUGAAAACUUGUGUAAUCUAGACAAAUGUCAGCUUCCAGUAUCUCCGAGAUGCAAUAUAACGCGACCACCGAGAUGCCUAUCCUGUGAUUUGAUAAGUGACCCAAGUCAAUGCAGGAAUCUUAAACAAUGCAAAGAAGACGAGAUGUGCUUCGUGCGAAAAGUUACCAUCUAUGGAAAUGCACGAUACCGCUUGGGAUGUAUGAAUAAUAAGCACUGUUUGGGAGUAUCGACCGACCAUCAUGUAUCGUCAGCAAUUGUUGGAAAGCGUUCUGAUCCGCCAGAUGCAUGUUCCUUGUGUUGUUCAAAAGAUCAUUGUAACACGAAAGUUUGCGGCCAACAGCAAAUUUCAUUAUCUAUGUCAGAUGAUCGCACAUACAAUCUACAACUCCUUGAUGAUCACCAAACAUGCUUCGAUUUCAAUCCGACGGCAUGUGCUGCCUUUGGCAACCUUGAUCCUGAAGCCUGUAAAGUCAUGGCUGAUAUUGACAGUCUUUGUCCUGAGUCGUGCGGAAUGUGUGGACAUUAUGGAUGGGCACAGUGGGAAGAAUGGUCUACGUGCUCCCUGACGUGCGGUUCUGGAAUAUCAGCCAGAAACAGAGUUUGUGUACAUCAGAUCGAUGUUACAAUAAACAAGACAUGUCCCGGACCUACGAACGAAACUAAAACUUGUAAUGUUGAGCCUUGCGCAGUCCAUGGUCAGUGGUCUGAUUGGGGGGAAUGGAGUAACUGCACAGUUACUUGUGAAAACGGAACAAAAUCACGUCAGAGAGACUGUGACAAUCCUUUGCCCCAGUUUGGUGGUAUGAAUUGCACGGGUGAUAGCUUAGACAUUGAGGAAUGUUCAGAACAACCUUGUCCAGUCGAUGGCGGUUGGUGCUGGUCAUCAACAACGAAAUGUACUGAGACCUAUAGCAGCUAUUAUCGAGAAUAUCGUUACUCGUCUGCAGGGAGUACAUACAAACAAACAUCAUGUAGCUGCCCAGCCCCUGAAUAUGGUGGAAAACAAUGCAGUUAGAUUAUAAAGCACUGCUUACCCAACACUUUAGCAUGACCACUUUGCGGAUUCAUGAUUUUGUAAAGAUAUAUCAUUUCCUAAUAAAUUGUCCCAUUUCCUGUUGACAUUACAUUAAAAAAAAAACC
Messenger RNA from Mercenaria mercenaria, 1541 nucleotides. Its product is annotated as SCO-spondin-like. Lineage: Eukaryota; Metazoa; Mollusca; Bivalvia; Venerida; Veneridae. The record is from RefSeq and is a predicted model, not a curated record. The transcript is spliced from 12 exons. Bases 136 to 1416 code for a protein of 426 amino acids.